This is a messenger RNA of Ostertagia ostertagi, 426 nucleotides long. The record is from the annotation of a GenBank genome assembly. NCBI's taxonomy places the organism in Eukaryota, Metazoa, Nematoda, Chromadorea, Rhabditida, Trichostrongylidae.
AUGGUCUACAGAGAGGUGCUCAUUGCAUUGAGUUGUUUCGAAGACAUGGUCAAAAUGUCAGAGGAGAGUGGGCUGUCCUCUAAAGAAGACCAAGGGAAGUACAUGGAGAAAUUUCAGGGGGAAAAUGUGAUAACGACUGGCUCCGAUCAUCGGCUUUUGCGUUCGGUGAUCCUCUUCGAUGCCAAGAAAGAACGUCGAGUUCUGCAUUCGCAAAAAACACUCGUACGACAAACUUUCAAUGCCGAUAUGUAUGCUGCGAUGAUAGAGUCGUCAGAUCUACACAUGAAUAUGGGAAGCAGUAUCGAUGCCGACUAUGAAGAUCUAGUGGGAAAAAUAACUCAGGCCGUGAAAGCAUCGAGCAUAGCAAUAGAGCCCGCAAGGCGACGACGUAUAUCGACAGAAGCACUGCAGAUGAUGAAGAAAUGA